AUGAAAUGGGCCAUUGAGAGGGUGAACGAUCCCACCCAGUACAGUGUUGACCCUCUGCGACUGGUGCGUACUGGUGGUCGAGGACCUGAUGGUAAGGAUCCCUCCUGUCUCCUAUUCUGUUCUCGUUCGCGAUCGCCGUCUUUCCAGAAAGGCCGCCCGAUUACGCCUCUAGUAGGGCACUGUACGAAGCAUCACCGCAUGCUGACUCAUCCUCCCGACUCUUCAAAGAAUAGGCCAUUUUACGGGUGUUUUUGAUGGAUUUUAAUAAUUCAGCUGACCCAGCCGUGAAGCACUCGGCGGCCUUCAUGGGUUUUGGAUUCCUUUGAUAACAAGGGCAGGGCUUGAGUACAGCAAAUGCUCUAUUUGAUGAUGGAUUCCGCACGUCGCAGUAGGUUGGACGGGUAACUUGACCUUGAGCUAGUGGCUCAUUCUCUGAGCCACUUAACUUAGGUGUUUAGAGCGUUGGCUGUAUCCAAACUUCGACUCUGCUGUUGUCGAUCUACAUGCCAUCGAGACUACCGAGUUUUCCCUUUGGAAUUGCCGAUUUGUUACUUUUGUGUGUAACGGUUUAAGUGGUGGUCUGACUACUAACCAUAAAUGGGAGGUGGAAGACACCAGCGGAAGGACUAUUAUGUGCAUACAGGCUCAAUCAGUCUAAGGCGUUACGCUUUUGUCGGGUUUGCCUACGCGAAGAAGCAGGUAACAUCGUGCAAGCAUGCCAGCCCUGGCUGCCUGGCUCGCGUGUGGACGGUUGCAACUGGUUGGCCGGCCGAAGCGAUCGUGGCUGAUUGUGGGCUAAACCGUCAUCCUGCGUCGUACGCAUGAAGCCUGCUCUUGGCAGCUCAAUUUACUCGAGCAGUAGCCACCGUGAGUUCACGGGUAGUCGCCAUGUCUCCUCUUAUUCAGUGUCUACAGCAAUUUAUACCAUCUAAAUUUUGUCAUUUUACGCCCAGAGGGCACUUUUAGCCCACCCUGCACAGAUUGCCAACCCAUAUUAGGACAAUUUUUACUGUGCACUUUGAAACAUUUACACUCCUAUGGGCGCGUCCUCCUUGUUGUCAGCUUCCAAAAACUCAUGCAUCCCGCGCACAGACAUAACUGAAAGUCAACAGCAAUUGGUCAUCCCUAAUAUAACUGACCGCUUCCUAUGUCAGCCAUGCCGUGCUUGUUGCAGCCACCAGAGGGUGGGGUGGAGGGCGAUAAGGAUUGUUCAAACCACGCAAGCCCAUAGGAAGUCAGAAUUUGCCUUCCCCACCUCCCCCCGCCCUUCUUUCGUCUGCGCAUUGAAUGGGACAUGGAAAUUCUUGAGGAACCACCUACCCUCAGGGCCAUCCGGGGGCGCACUUGCCCUUUAGUAGCUGCGGCUGGUGUGCCCUGAUUUCACUGGCCCCCUUCCUGUUCUGACCCCAUCCGCAUCGCUCUCUCUCUGUACACCGUCUUCCCCUUUUUUUUAAAGGCCACAUUCAACUCAAGCACAGGACAACGGGCCUUCACAUGCCCUUCAUCAUGGUGGACCACAACCGCUCCCGUCAGAUGGAAACCAAGACUGUCCACGAGGAAGUCAUACUCAAGGUGAACCUCAAUGAUGAAAAUCCCACCACCGUCACUCUGGUGUUUUACAUUAACUGUUUCCUAUGCUCAACCUAUACGCGAGUUCGACUUCCCUCGGCGCAGUUGCCGGCGUUUUCAUACCUUAGCUUCUCCCACUCACGGGUCUGUCGUGCUCAUGUCAGUACAGCAAGUGAAGCGCCUCCCCCCUGCCGUCGUUCACUUUCUUAUUGCUUGCAUUCACUUCCGCGUCAAGAGGAGACGUUCAUUGGGCGAGGUGUGUUUCCAGUCUGACGUUCCAAUUUGGGCAUCCAGCUACAUAUCUUUGCAGACUAGGCACCGGAAGGGGAUUGCGUGCCCUGCGCUGCUUGUUUCGUUGACUUAUUUUGUCCUUGGCGGAUAUGUAAUGUGUCCUAUUCGCCAGUAGUCGACGUUACCCCGGUUCACUUGGUGUUCGGAGCCAUAGAGCUGCACUUCCCUUUUCUGACUUCACUACGGGUCUUGCUCUUUUUUUCACGUAAUGCUGUAAGUCGAUAUUGUAGUAGAUUGAGCCGGUUCGGCCCCGUAUGUGGUGGUGUCGAGGGGCCCAUUGAUGGAGUCAGACUCAAUGGCCCCUUCUUAACCUGGCCUCUAUAGCGCUUCCACUCAGUCGGGGUUCGAGCAGCCUCCCCCUUUUUUGAUUUGCGCGCGAGAGCCCGGUCCGUCGUGCGUGUGGCACGCGUAGACGGGCUGUAUAUCCCCGUCAGCCACCGCGCCCGACCCCGCUACCGAUCUUCUGGACUCUGUCCUGACACUGGACCCAGGGGGGUGGUGAGGGUGGUGGAUGUUGCGCAGAUGUGCUUCCACAACAAAGUAAUUCACGCGCAAGUUACUGUAGUUCGCCAACCCUGUCAUGGGGCACAUGGUAAACACUGUCGGAAACGACGGUCGGAGUGCCGGGUUUAGCCGAUAUUUGGCAGUCACGCCUACUGCAGCUAUUUCACUGUAUACUCACCCCGGCUCACCACACCGACUGUGCCAAAACUGAAAUGGUAUCCCGCUUGGGUGGUGUGGGUUGCCGCCUGCGAAUACGGUAGCGACGCCAGCCACGGCCAUGCAUCUCAUCCAGGAUCAACGCUGACUGAAAUUGACGCAAGAAGGCACGACGGGGGAACGCGACCCUUCCGUCUUACACAGCCGUCUCUCUGUUUGUAGGACUUUCUAGCCGCAGAUGAUGGUUUAGGCAGAUUCGCUGUCUGCCUUAUCAAACUUUGAAUUCACCCCUCCCGAGGAAAGCCUCUUCAGUUGACUGCAUACCUGCGAAUGGCUUUAUCCCAGCUGCUGGUACCAUCCUUCGCAGGUUAAACCUACCCGCAACUAUGUUAAACUGACCGCCGUAGGUAGACACCCAAGAGAGCCAGUGACACAAACACGAAAGAUGCCGGCGCUAGCCCUACCUUUUGAGGAGGCAGAUUUUAUAUCAGAGAUCUCUGUCGGUGUCUAUUUUCCUUUCCGACCAGUCGGCAGCAGCCUGCGAACUGUAUCAGCCGUCUGUUGGUAUCUCAAGUUGACUUCGUCGGUUGGACACGUAAAAUCAGGACUCCUCGUACUUAAGUGGCUGCGCUGAAUUCCAGGGAAUACCCAUUGUCGUGUCCUAACUUUAACCCUUGCCCUCACCUAACCCUCCGCCCUGAGUUUAGUGCAAGACCACCCGCACUACGGAGGAUUCGUAUUCCCGCGCCCUGGCCUCUCGUUCUCCACCACAUUCGCCAUCUUUAACAAUCGUGUUUCUCGGCGCCUCAAACCAGUUUGCUGAGAUUUCACCAAGAGGUGCUAUUGCAGCCAGUCUUACAAUUAAUUUUUAUGUUCUGCUUGUCGACUCAGCAUGGUAUCCAGUAACAAUCGAAACCCGGUAACCGCCCGCCUUUUUCUGUAGCGUAGAAUGACAGUUCGACUGUCGUUGCCGACGAUGUCCACCUUGCGCUCCACUGGGCGUUGAUGCAGACACGGUGACUUGCGCGUGAAUUAGUUUAUAGUGAUAGUGGACUUGCGCAGCAUCUACCGCACCCUCCAUUUCCCACUCCCCACCUGGACCCGGUGUCAAGAGAGAGUCAAGAAGACCGAAGACGGGGGGCGCAGGUAGAUGGUGCGAUUGAGCCGCACCGUAGAAUGAAGUUGCAUGUUUCGCUUAUGACCGGGUGAUCCAGCCAGUCUCACUGCUUGACUCUCAGAUUGAGCCCACCGUCCAAUUGGCAAUCCUCGCGAGCUCGCCAAUUUCAAAGCCUUCGUUAAGCUUUUAAUAGUUACAAUAGCGAUUAUACUACUAGUUGAAUGUACUUUGUAAGGAGCCCGCGGGAACAAUAUCAGAGUAACAAGUGAAUUAAAUUCGCCAUUUAGAGACGCGGUAGAUGCUACGCAAGUCUGUCAUCGCUAUAAACGAACUCACGCGCAAGUCACCGUGCCUGCUGCACCUUCCUGUGUAUCACGCGGAAUCGGCGGUCGAACUGUCGGUGGACGUUUAAUUAUCGGUUUCAGAUUGCGAACGCCGGCACCCACCACGUGCUGACCUUUCAGUGUCAAAUUGGGUUGAACUGUCGUGUCACUUCUCACGUUCUUCCUCCUCUUUGAAUGCAGAUCGUCAAAAACUGGUGGCGUGAUCCCCUGCUGGCUCUGGUCGCCUCCGGUGAGGUGAAACGCUGGAUUGUUGCCACGACCAAAAUGAAGGAGGGCGACAUUAUUCGGUCGCACUGGGAAAUCCCCAACAUCACUGGUAAGUUUUGCAUUCUUAUUUUACGCAUGGAUACUCAACCAUAGGAAAGGCAUUUCCACGAUGGAGGCCUACUUAUGGCAGUAUUACUGGUGUGUACGAAACACUUUUUUCAACUUGAAAAGCGCAAGUGUAGAGAGGGAUCUACGGUUGCUGAAUCCUAUCCUUUUAAAGUCUAAAGGGUUCUGCUUUUAGGCCAAAACUGAACUCCGAAGGGUUUGACCAACCGGUAUGAAGUUUUUCGGGUCGACAAUGCGAAGUCUGAAGGUCAUGACAUUGUCUUGGCCAUAGCGUGCUACUCCCCGCUCUCUAAGAUCCUGGAUGCUUCGUAUUUCAUUUUAAAAACGCUGGCUUAAAUGCCAGUACCGAGGUCGAUUAGCGGUGGAGACGAUGUCCUGUCUGUAUUAACUAAUCCAUCAUUAAUUUUCUUGGUAUUCCCACCGUAUUUGGUUCACACUCAAAGUACCACUGCUGGCCUUCCUAACGCACGAUUUCUUCUUUGAUUAUCAGACGUUUGAGCCAUCGACCUCAUUCUCUCUUCUCUUUCAUUGGCAAGACAGAGUCAAGAUAACCUGAGGUGACUUUGCUCACUAUGUUUGACGAUGUCUAAGUUACUAUAGGCAUACAACAUGUGCUGGCCAUCAACGUCACAUAAACCAGUCUCAAAUACAGUACAUACGCUAUCUUGUGGAAUGUCAACUGAAAUUCUGACACGUACUUUCGAUUCCAAAAGAUUACUUUAGCAGGGUCAUAAUAUUACUUAUCAUGUCACAUAAUGGUAAGAUGUUCCGGUCACGUCAAGGUGCCCGCUUUUGAAUGGGCCUCUUGUCGACAGCUAGUAUACACUAUAUCCCGCGAAAAAACACUCUUAAGUAGCAUGACUUUUAACCAUUGAUUCCAAUGCCCUUAUAAAUUCAUAUAUUUUAUACAAAAGAAGCACAGAAAUAAUAUUUCUUUCGCUCAUUCGGUUGCAAAGUUCGUCUUCUUCAAACUUCACACUUGAAGAAAGUGUAUCCCCGGCCUGCCGUUACACUUGCAUUCAGAAUUUCCAAACUACAAGCUGUACAAUUUUCGUGCAAGGAGAAUCACACAUUUCUAUAUGCCGUUAGGAAGAGAACAUAUCGGGCUCAUAAAAUUUUGUAAUGAACGUUGUCCACAUCAUAAGCAGCAUUGUCAAUCUACCCGCAUUCUCUGUCGUCCCACCUGGCUGCUAUUAUGACUUGGCCGAAUUCGGCCUGUUAUUUGGUUGCCUGUUCGUGACUUUUGCCACCAACACGGAGCUUGUUUGCCUCGGGAAGCCAAUAGAUCGGUGUGCGCCCAUUCCUGAUUGAUAAAUACCCGAUCUGCAGCGGCAGAGAAUGACAGGUGGCGAGGCACUGGUGAACUUCGGUUCGAUGAAGUGCUUAUGACCCAUCUGGUAGACCCCAGUGGUGGAUCAACUGCGCCAGGUGCGUCUGUGCGCAUGUUUGUGUUUCUGAUCUCAGCUGUUGGUCAAGGUUGUGAUUGGCUGAAUAAAGGCACAAUAAGCCCGAAACAGUACAGUAUCAAUCUACCCGCAUUCUCUGUCGUCCCUCCUCGCUGCUAUUAUGACUUGGCCGACUUAGGCCUGGUAAUUGAUUGCCUGUUCGUGACCUUUGCCGUCCAUACGGAGCUUGCUUGCUUCGGGAAGCUAAAAGAUGGGUGUGCGCCCAUUCCUGAUACGAUGCUUUACGAUCGGGCAUUCCACGGUCAUAAAAAAUCUCAUAUUUACAAACUUUCUAAAAACCGAAAAAUAUUCUUUUUCAUAAAUAAAAAAUGAGGAAGACCUAAUUUGCCACCACAUGAGUGGAAAAAGGGAGAAGAAGGUGAGCGCCCCCUACCAUUGUAUAUUUCCGAUCGAAACCGACAGGACAACGGGCUCGUGGCCCAGUGCUUAGAGGCGUGGACUUCUAACUAACAAGUCGCGAGUUCGAACCCCAGGUAUUCCACACUUCGGGAUUGGGUAUGACUGGCUGACGACGGCUAAUAAGCCAGAAAUGACCAUUCCAGUCUCCCUUGCUUUGUCCGUAAUAACAUACGGCCUAUAUCAUGCGCCGCUGUGCGGCUGCUGGUUGGGCUCGAGAGGGAGUGCCCGUAAGGCACAACUGAACGAAAGAGUUCCGUAAGAAUGAUCGGUGAGCGCCCCCCACCAUAAAAGAUAUUUUAAUUUAGAAGGGCAUCGAAAACCAAGGGGAAAAUCCACGCUACUUACUUGGCAACUUUUUACGAUAUGCAGUUUACCUAGGUGAUCAAUAAGGAGCUCGUUCUAAAGCCGGCUUCCCGGCGCGAUUGGAAUACCUUGGUAUAAUGCCACAAGGUAAUUACUAUUACAACCAUACUUAAGUAAUCUUUUCGAAAUGUGAGAGUGCCAUAAAGGCCGCAUUAAGCGGCGACUGCAAUCUGAUACUGUCAUGUAACAACCUGCAUCCUGCCCCUGUUCAUACGCGCACAUUACUAGCCGUUCAGUCAGCCCUCAUCAUUAGGCCUGCGGCGCUGCUACGCUGCACUUCCCACCAAUCACGGCCAUUAACGCUGACUUAACCUGGGAUUGUGGGUGGCCCAGGUAUGUCCAUUACUGUAGACACUGCAAUGCCGCUGGGCCGCUGUCAUUCACUCUUCACCUUUGAUCCUAUCAGUUUUGCCGGUGGAGGGCGACGCUUACCCCGUAGGGGCCCUGCCCGUCGGCACACAGGUCUGCCUCCUUGAACUGCAUCCCGGAGAUGGCGCGACCUUCUGCUGUGCGGCUGGCACCCACGCGAGCGUCAUCCGUCGCGGAGCCUGUGUGCACGACCUGGAGACGAUUCGUCGACGUCAAGCCGACCUCCUCUCCGCAGACGGUCUAGGCGAUGAGUACACCUGCUCCGUACAGCUGUCGUCCACGCGACGGGAAAUUCGCCUCCUGCCGACCUGUGUUGUCGUGGUUGGCCAAGUCUCCAAUGAACAUCACAACAAGGAGAAGUGCGUGCCCUGGUUCCCGUUUAAUUUCUGCUGGCCUUUUUUGGCGAAGCCAGAGUGGAUCUGUGUGGUCCAGUUUUAAUCAGUGCGGAUAAUAAACUCCUGUAAAAACGUCGUCCGCUGAUCUGGAUGGACCCAAACUAUGCAAUAAGGGUGUUUCGUUUUGCCUUGGAGCCGCUCCAACCUAAAUUCCUCGCAUAGCGACGGCGGCCAAUCAUCAGCUGCCUUCUAGAGCUUCAAGGCGAAACGAAACCCCCCUACUCCAUCACGCCUCUGUUCAGUAUUUGUCAGUCUACGCCAUUUUCCAAACUAAGCAUCCAUAUUUGAACCACCACCUCGCAUUUUUGACCCCGUAGCGGACAACCACACGUCAGUUUCCGCUGCAUAUUGAGCUCCGUACUGCGCAGCAAUUUUGGACGCUUUGCGUCUCCGAGUUCGCCCAUGCAGCGCAACUCACUUUGCGGUCAAAAAUGACGAUUUUCUAAGUCGGAUAUUGUAUUACGGUCUGUGUGGCCGAGCUUAUUGUUUGAAGGCCUUGUUUUCCGUCCGUCAUCUUGUCUUUUCAGGAUUUUUCAACUCUGUUUACGAGUUUGAAUCCCGAAAGUGUUAUAACACCUUUCAGGUCACAUCUUGCUAAAGUUUUGUAUGUAGCGGCCUCUCCAACUACUAGUAGUAUUUGCCUAUGACAUUCCGCAGCCGUAUUGUGAGAGAAAAUAGUUUUUGGUUGUAGAUCGUUAAUCAGUCUUACAAAUUUGUUCAGUUCUGCUGAAGCAGCCACCUCUCCUGCUCGAUCUGUACACGCGCCAGGGUCGCCGAGUCGAAACCGAUUCACAAGAGGCUGGACCCCGUGUUGCCGGGGCUCCCAAUGAGCCUUAGCCCCCACUGUUGGGGGAUAUAGUAGUUCACUUUCGCGAUCGAAUUUCCGAAAACUCUUGGAGAGCUUAGGAGCCAGGUUUGCCUUCGAGACUUUUUUUGUUUCCACCUCACGUUAUGUGAUUGGCACGUGCCCGUCCAAAAUCUAUACUUCGACUGUCUGCUCGGCUGUUGUCAAAGGACGUGACGCCUGUCGUUAGUAAGACGCAAACUGUAGACAGCGCAAAUUAAAUAGGAGGGGUCGGGCACGGGAAUAUGGACUUCCCCCGGUACUACAUCUGGCCUCGCGCUAAGUUCCUGGAGGGGAGGGGGCUUCCGAUUUCCAUUUCCCAACUUUAACUCUAACACUUCCCCUGAUCCUCCCGACCCUAACUCUAAUUGCCCUGACUACCUGUGUCCCCCUUUUGAAAUUGAGGCCAAGGCAACCUGUAGUAGGGGGCGGGGGUCAAUAUUCUUGUGCCCAACUCAUUAGUUCGGCUCACGCGAAUGUAUUGACAAGCCGAAUGGGGUCUGCCUCCUGGUUACGCACUUCUGAUUGGCCCGCUCACUCCUUCCCCAUCACUUGCAUCCAGUGUCAAUCUCGCUUUCCCAUUUUCCUGCCCUAUAGCUUGACAGUAGUUAAAUGGAAGCUUUUAAACGUUGACUUGACCUUCAAGGCACCGAAGGCGUCCCCGGCUUCCCUAGUUGAGCAAUCGGACGCCAAUCAAAAAAGUCGCUUUCGAAGGCCCGCUGAUUUUAAUUUUAGAGGUUUUGGCAACAUGACCAGGUGUCCGGUCUCUCUUUCUGCACUUCUUCUGCGAGGCCUCGGCUCCAGUAGUUCGGAAGCUACCAGUGUUCAUGUUGCGUGCUGGACCUGUAUAAUAAUUAAGACUGCAAUCCUCUUCUAGCUAUGCACAUCAACAUAAGAAGUGCUGCUUGGCAUGCACUUACACAGUAGUGUGCGUAAAGCGUAUCCUAUUUUUGUAUAUGAACAAAAAAUUCCCUGAUUGCAUUGCGUCGAUCCCUCACAGAUUGACAUCCGCACAUGCCUGCCUUUAAAACCAACUGUUGCUGCAUGUAGCGUUGCCAGUGGCGGCUUUUUCUUCGUACAACUCCUGUCAUUCUCUACAUCUGCCUUCGGCGAAACAGGUACCGAAAAUUCGGCGAGAAGAAUUGGCACGGUAUCAAGCAGCGCAGCGGUCUGUAUCAGAAGAAGACAGGCCGUUUCGGCAGGAAAAUCCAUCCCGUAGACCCAGUCCUCGACUGCACCGAGGAGUCGCCGCCGCCGGCCCUAAUCCAGGCCAAAUUUACUCUUCCGGACAUUCCCGAAUUUACUAGGCAGCGCGAACGCGAGGUCUACUCAGAUCUCCUGCAGAUCCCUCGGCCGAGAAUUACUCCCGUCCCCGGCCCAAACAACGCUCUACCGCACACCCUCGCACCUUUCUCCUGGAGACAUAACUAG
Molecule: messenger RNA, 9581 nt
Organism: Spirometra erinaceieuropaei
Lineage: Eukaryota; Metazoa; Platyhelminthes; Cestoda; Diphyllobothriidea; Diphyllobothriidae
Source: the annotation of a GenBank genome assembly